Molecule: messenger RNA, 1363 nt
Organism: Calliphora vicina (urban bluebottle blowfly)
Lineage: Eukaryota; Metazoa; Arthropoda; Insecta; Diptera; Calliphoridae
Gene: Ndfip
Product: Nedd4 family interacting protein
Exons: 2
Coding region: 172-921 (249 amino acids)
Biological process (GO): vacuolar transport; positive regulation of protein ubiquitination; metal ion transport
Cellular component (GO): Golgi apparatus; endoplasmic reticulum; perinuclear region of cytoplasm
Molecular function (GO): WW domain binding
Source: RefSeq, a predicted model, not a curated record
UGAAAACUACAAAAGUUACAAGUGCAGUAAGAUAAUUACGUACAUUUAUGUGUAUAUAUACACACACACUCAAAUAAAAUCACGCAGAUCCAACUAAACUAAAAAAGUGAAAAAGGUGUUUAGGAGGUGUGAGAAAAAAAGAUAAAUCAACAAUUUUAUUAAUUAAUAAAAAUGCCAGAUAAUAAUCAAGGUCCGCCCGAGCCGGAAUUGGGUCCACCCAAAGCAGAUUUCAGUGCUCCGCCACCAUAUGAAUUAACCAAUAGUCAUGUAAAUCUAACACAACAAUCGCAAAUGCCAUUGAACCAACAAAACCUUCAGCAAGCACCUACAUUAACAGAAAUACCCAUGCAUCAUGGUAAAUUACCCACAUACGAAGAAGUUCAAAUGGAGAAGUCACUGAACGGAGAAUUGCCACCGGGAUUUUUAACAACACAUACCUUACAGCCGCCACCAUUAGCACCUCCACCAAAUCCAUUAUUGGCAAAUUUACGUGAUCCGCCUGGAUCAAAUGGUGGUGGCGCUUCUGGUUUAACAUUUAUUGCAAUUGAUGCCUCAGAGGCCGAAAAUCUAACUAAUUCAAGUGAUAACAAUCUCUUGGGUACAGACAUCAUGUUUAUAAUGGCAUUUGUGGUGGCAUUUUUAUUCAAUUGGAUUGGCUUUCUAAUGCUGACAUGUUUCUGUCAUACCAUUGCGGCUCGUUAUGGUGCCUUAUCCGGCUUCGGUUUGUCUCUGGCUAAAUGGACACUGAUAGUGAAACAUUCAACUGACUUGGCUUCGCAUGAAAAUUCCUGGUUAUGGUGGCUAAUAAUGGCAUUUGGCUUUUUAAUUUGUGUGCGUGCUUUAAUCCAAUAUGUUAGUAUCAAGCGAACAUGGCGCUUAUUAUCCACUUCGGCCCAAGAGCGUUUAUUAUUCUUCUAUUAAAAAUUCAUAUAGAUCUAAAAUUAAGACAGAGAAUAUACAUACAAAAGAAAAUAUAUUAUUAUAUACAAAGAAAAUAUUUUAUAUAAGCUAAGAAGGUACAAAAGAUAUGUUGCCAAUUGAUUUGUAUCUUAAUUAAUCUUAUACAUAAUUAUUAUUUGUUUUUCUUUUCAAAAUGUAAAAGGGCUAAAACGUUAAAGUAUGUGUAUUAACAAAAUUUUGUAAGAUAAAUAAAUUUAAAGUAUGCAGUCAAUAUUAUACAUACAUACAUAUUAUAUUAUGAAUUCUUUAAACAUUUUAGAAUUACAUAUAAACAGUUUAAAUUUCAUAACGUUUUUUUUUUCUUCUUUAAUUGUAAAAAUUCUUGUAAAAUUUGUUGGACAAAUUAUUUUGUCCACAAUUUGGCGCAAAUUAUAAUAUAUUAAAAGUUCUACUAAAACCUUUA